Brachypodium distachyon (stiff brome) is the source of this 1066-nucleotide messenger RNA. Its product is annotated as ER membrane protein complex subunit 8/9 homolog. Gene Ontology annotation, cellular component: EMC complex. The record is from RefSeq and is a predicted model, not a curated record. Bases 193 to 816 code for a protein of 207 amino acids. The transcript has 4 exons. NCBI's taxonomy places the organism in Eukaryota, Viridiplantae, Streptophyta, Magnoliopsida, Poales, Poaceae.
CCAUCGCCGGCCAGCAAAGAAUUCUGACUUUAAUACGGGAGCUUCUGCCGUUCUGAUAAUUUGAUCUCCUCAGACCAGAUCUGACGGAAAAACAAGAAAGCCCUUGAGCAGUUGAGCCAAGAAAUCCUUUCCCCGAUCUGAUCGGAAGCAGACAACGGCGGCUGCGGCGGCGGUAGAGCGGAGCAGGUCGCGAUGGGUGUCGAGUGCCGCUACGAGGUAGCGCAGGCGGCGUACGUCAAGCUAGCGCUGCACGCACUCAAGCACCCCACGGCCGCCGUCAACGGACUCCUCGUCGGCCGCCUCCUCGACUCGGCCUCCCCGGCCGUCGUCUCAGUCGUCGACGCCGUCCCGCUCUCACACCAACCGCACCACCUCCCGCUACUCCCGACGCUCGAGCUCGCGCUCACGCUCGUGGAGGACCACUUCGCGCCGCAGGGCUUCGCCGUCGUCGGCUACUACCACGCCAACGCGCGCCGCGACGACACCGACCUUCCAGCUGUUGCCAAGCGCGUCGGGGACCACAUCUUCCGCUACUUCCCUCGCGCCGCCGUGCUGCUGCUGGACAACCAGAAGCUGGAGAAGGUGAUCAAGGGGGAUAGCCGCGACCCAGUUGUUCAGCUAUAUUCCAGGGAUUCAUCAAAAAGCUGGCGCCAGGCUGGAUCAGAUGGAAGUAGUCAGCUCACUUUAAAAGAACCAUCUACCAAUGUGGUCUUAGCUGAUCAUGUUACAACGAAGAAGUGGCAGCAAAUUAUUGACUUUGAUGACCACCUUGAUGAUAUUAGCAAGGAUUGGUUGAACCCUAGCCUACUUGGUUGAAACAGUUUUGUGAUUUUAAUCGUUAUAUAUUUAUUCAAUCUCGAUAGAACCGAAGGCUCGUCCCACCAAAUCAUUACAUUGACUAUAUAGCUAGACGAGUUGUUUGAUUUGGUUUGUAAUUUACUUAAUGUGACAAAUAGAUAUUACCCUUUGUGUUCCACCGGAACUCUGCAGACAAAAAUUGAUGAAAACUAAAGUUUUGCAAUUGGGCUUUUCAGGUUGGUAUAAAAAUUGAUAGAAGUUGCUUGAA